Messenger RNA from Hibiscus syriacus, 417 nucleotides. RefSeq names its product protein MAINTENANCE OF MERISTEMS-like. The record is from RefSeq and is a predicted model, not a curated record. Lineage: Eukaryota; Viridiplantae; Streptophyta; Magnoliopsida; Malvales; Malvaceae. The transcript has a single exon. Gene Ontology annotation, biological process: meristem maintenance; meristem development. Bases 1 to 417 code for a protein of 138 amino acids.
AUGGCUUCCCGAGAAGAAAUGUUACGCCUCGAUAUUGUUCAUAUUUCGAUGAUUGAACUCUGUCCAGAAGAAGAACAAAGCAUUCAUCAGCGUAGGAUGACAUCGAGAGAUUUGCAUAAGUUGAUGAUGAUAUAUCUUCAUCAAUUUGAUCUCUAUCCAUCCAUAUUUUUACGUUGCUUUAAAGUGUACCCGACGUUGAUUUCAACUCUGAUUGAACAUUGGAGGCCUGAGACGCGCACUUUUCAUUUCCCGAGUGGUGAAGCCACGAUUACUUUGGAAGAUGUCGUUUACCAACUCAUUGUUCCUGUUAAUGGUUUUGCUUUCGUCAGGAUGAACAAUUACUACCCCAUCCCUUUGGUCCACAAUGUUUUGGGAAGGCAGCCAUCAUCCGAGGUCAUGGACGGCUAUCAAAUAUGA